This is a messenger RNA of Owenia fusiformis, 908 nucleotides long. The record is from the annotation of a GenBank genome assembly. Lineage: Eukaryota; Metazoa; Annelida; Polychaeta; Sabellida; Oweniidae.
GGCGCAGAUAACCCCAAAAGCUGAAAACGCGGUCAGAGCUUUUUUGGUGGUUUUCCAUAGAUUUGAUUGCACCCAGGUUGCAAUUCACUAUUUAAAACAGAUGGGAGAUCUUUUUCUUCAUCCUAGGUUUUAUAUGUGUGAAGGUUUUAUGUGCAUAAUCUUUUUUGCGCAUGCGUGAUUAAAUAACAGCUCCGAAAGCGAAUCUGGCGCAAAUUAUCCUAUAAGCCUAAAUAUUUGUUAAUGUUUCAGCGAUGUUAUGAAAUGAAAAAUGGCAGCUCGGACUGCAAUGACUGCCACCAUUCGAGCAGUUAAAAACACUAGAUUACGUCCAACUCGAGCUCCUUUAGUUAUUUCGCCUGCAGCUGUUUCAAGAAUUAAAGAAUUAUUACAGGAAAAGCCAACUGCGGUCGGUUUCAAAAUCGGUGUAAAAACAAGAGGGUGCAAUGGAUUAUCAUAUACUUUAGACUAUGCUACAGAGAAGGGAAAAUUUGAUGAGGAAGUUAUUCAAGAUGGAAUAAAAAUUUUAAUAGACUCUAAAGCACAAUUAACAUUGCUAGGAACUGAGAUGGACUAUGUUGAUGGACUAUUAUCUAGUGAAUUUGUCUUCAACAAUCCUAAUAUAAAAGGAACAUGUGGAUGUGGAGAAAGCUUCAAUGUAUGACAAAUAUGCAGUUUGUGCUUAAAUAGUGGAACUAGAGAGUGGAGCGUAAAGAAUGGAUUGUUAAAACAUGAUUAAUUCUACAAAUCAUUUCUAUACCCAUAAACUGUUUUGUUCUUAUUAUUUGCUCAUUUGGUUUAUGUAAUUUCAACAGUACAUUGGUUAAGUUAAAACUAUUAAAUGAACAGGAGCUCAAUCAAACAAUAUCAAUGUAUUUUCCUGAAGCAAUUAUAAAUUAUGUCUAGGAGUG